Fukomys damarensis (Damara mole-rat) is the source of this 3555-nucleotide messenger RNA. RefSeq names its product TEPSIN adaptor related protein complex 4 accessory protein (gene Tepsin). Gene Ontology annotation, cellular component: trans-Golgi network membrane. NCBI's taxonomy places the organism in Eukaryota, Metazoa, Chordata, Mammalia, Rodentia, Bathyergidae. The record is from RefSeq and is a predicted model, not a curated record. The transcript has 13 exons. Bases 955 to 2667 code for a protein of 570 amino acids.
GGAGCGGCGGGACGGUUCGGCAGCGCCAGAGAAAGGCGAGCCCACUCCGACCGCUGGAGAACGCGGGACAGGGCACGCUGCAGGGAGGUCCUGGGGCACAGGGACACCGUGUGGGAGACGAAGACAUCUCAGGACAGAGGCAGCGGCAGGCCCGUUUUAGUGGCCAAGAUCUCCAAGAGAGGGGUCGGGGCCUGACUCCAGCUGCUGGCCAGAACAAAUCGUAAAGCCCUUUGACAGCCCUCUGCCUUCUCAGGCUGAAGUCUCAGGGCCUGGGCGGCCCCAGGCAGCUGCUACAGCGGUUCUGAACUCCUAGGCACGUUUUACCUGCAUUCAUGACUGCAGGUGCCUGGCAUUCAGGCUGUAUUCUCUGCUUAGGACCUGACACGGUCCCCAUACUUGUCAUUUUAAAUAUCCUUGAACCCCUCCACUGUCCAGAUAUUGAAUAAUAUGAGAACAGGAGUUUCCUUUUUCAGCUCCAUAAAUGAUACCUUUUCCUAACAAGCAGGUAACAUAAACAAACAGUCUGGAGUGAUGUGUGAACAUAAACCCACAGCUUGAUUGUUCUUUAGGAGCUUCAGAGUUAAUUGAGCUGAGUUCUGAUUCUUUUGAUCCGUGUUCAGGCUGAUGUCACAACCCUGAACUUUUUCUUCUGUUAGUCAAUAAAUAUGUAUAUUAAAAGUACCUUCAAAUUGUCUUACUGAUAAAUGUAGAAGGCUGAGUCUGUCCCUCGCCAUGUCCAGGAUGAGGACCAGCAUUGAUGUUCCUCUCCCCUGGGGCCACUUGUCCCUGACUAUUCAGAGGAUGCCUUCCUCCAGGUCGCCUAUGGCAAGUAGGAUGAUUCUUGUCCCUUUCAGGUCGUAACCCGGGCCAGCACGUCAUCAGUGAGAGCAAGGCCUGUUCUAUAACAUUUCGUGGCUGCAGUCUCACUUUCUUUCUUACAGAAGGUGACUUGUUAUGGCUCUUGUUCCCUUUCAGCUCCCAGUUCUCCUGAAGGGGACCUCAGACGAUGAUGUCCCCUGUCCAGGGUACCUGUUUGAAGAGAUUGCUAAAAUCUCCCAUGAGUCGGUGGGCAGCAGCCAGUGCCUGCUGGAAUACCUCCUGAACCGCCUGGACAGCAGCUCUGGCCAUGUGAAGCUCAAGGUGCUGAAGAUUUUGCUCUACCUGUGCAGCCAUGGCUCCUCCUCUUUCCUGCUCAUCCUCAGACACAACUCUGCUCUCAUCCAGGAAGCCACAGUUUUUGCAGGACCCCCAGACCCUCUGCAAGGGAACAGCUUGUACCAGAAAGUGCGAGCGGCUGCCCAGGACCUGGGCAGUACCUUGUACUCUGAUGCUGCACCACUGCCUCCCUCCCAUCCCGCCAGGGCCCUGCCUCCCACGGGCAUGGGCUCCCAGUCUAGGCCUCUCAGCGCCCUCCAGGGUUUCGGUUACAGCCAGGAGCAGGGCUGUGCAGGCUCCACGGGUGAAGCCUUCCUCUCCACCAUCCAGAGGGCUGCAGAGGCGGUGGUUAAUGCUGUGCACCCUGGGCCUGAGAAUCCCUGGACCCAGAGGCCUCUGCCACAGGGUGACACCUAUCAGCCUGCAAUGACACCUUCCAGCAGCCACCAUGCCCCUGGGAAUCUGCUUCCUGGGGCCACCCCGUGUGCUCGAGCUGUGAGACACCAGCCAGGGCAGGCUGGAGGGGGCUGGGAUGAGCUGGACAGCAGCCCUGGCUCCCACAGCUCCUCCCGCAACAGUGAUCAGAGCCGGGCCUCAGACUCAGGCAGUCGGUCGGGCAGCGACAGCCACUCGGGGGCCAGCCAGGAGCCGGGUGACCUGGCAGAAAGGGUGGAAGCCAUGUCCCUGAGUGACUGCCAGCAGGAGCUGAGGCUGGUGAGGACUGUGACGCAGGGGCCCCGCGCCUUCCUGAGCCGUGAGGAGGCCCAGCAUUUCAUAAAAGACAGGUGCGGGCUGCUCAACUGUGAGGCGGUGCUGGAGCUGCUCCUUUCCCCUCUGGGCACAGCCAGUGAGCGAGAGCAGAUGAGGGCCCUGUGUGCCAUUGCCUCCCUGGGUUCUGCUGACCUUCUUCCCCAGGAGCACAUCCUUCUCCUCUCCCGGCGGCAGCUGCAAGCACUCAGCAUGGGCAGCCCCGGGCCUGUGACCAGCAAGGCCACCAAGAUCCUAAGGCACUUUGAAGCCUCCUGUGGACAGCGGCCCCCAGCCCCAAGGCCCUGUGCUGAGCCCAGCCCCACAGCCACCCUUGUGGGCCCGUCAGACCUGCUGACUGACCCUGAGCCUCCCCCGGGGGGCCAGGUCAUCCUCCAGCCUCUGAGCUCCUCCCCAGUCUUGCCAGGCAGCCUGGCACCCUCCCCAGCUGCAGACACCAGCGCCUUCCCAACCCCCAGACAUGCCAGCAAGGCUGAGACACUCCCAGAAGAGCAGGGGGCACGGCCUGUGCAAGGCUUGGGGGAUAUGGAGACCCCAGAGGGAGGCCCUGGCCCCUGCCCAUGGAACCACAACUCCUUGUUUGCUGGCAUGGAGCUGGUUGCCUGUCCCCGCCUGGUGGGGGUUCAGGCUACAGCAGAAGGGCCCAAGCCAGCCCCUCACUGCCCCCGGACGUGGGCCCAGAGAGCGGCAGCCACAGAGCCUCCAGACCCAGAGUUGUCAGCCUUUGCCUUCUUAAACAAAUGAUCACGUGGGCCUGGCUGUACACAGGGGGUCUCCCUGUCCUCACCUGGUGACUCCUAGGACCCCAUCGCCUCCUACUGGCAGCCACCUACCCUACCCCUUCACUUACCCAUCACCCACUGCAGCCUGGGUGCAGGAGCCCCAGCCAGGUGGUGCCAAGUGGCCCUCCCAGCAGCUGUCAUGGUCGCUGAUGGGCCCGAGUGUCCCUCAGGAUGCUUUGGAGCAGCCAAGACAGGAUGCAGUUGCACCCUCAGAGUCAUCUCCAAUGCACUGUGCCUCGAGGGACAGCUCCCCAACCAUGCUUGCCGAUGGGACGCACACAGGCCAUUCUUGGGGUGUCCCUCUGGCUGGGGCCAACUUUCCCACUGCAGAGGUCUCCAGGUUUCAAUGGCGUGUCUGCAGGGCCAGCGUUCUUGAGGCCCAGCCCUCAGCUUACCCUGCUCCCAUCCCCAGCUGAACUGUCCCCCAUCUGCUUUGCCGGAGGCUUGCUAUGGGGACUUGAGUUCUACCAGGCAGGUGGCAGGGCUCAGAAGCGCUGCCUGGGUACCCAGGGUAACUCCCACCCGCCUUGCCCUUGGGAGUGGGGUGCUGGUAUGGCUUUGGAGGCAACUGCUCAGUUGUUUUCAUCUUGCCCUCUGGCCCCUCCUUCCCAAGGAAGGUCACAGUGUCUGGAGCUGCAGCCCUGUCAGGUGGGCAGCUGAGGGGAUCGGUGCCUGGGGCUGGGCUGGUUCUCUGCUGCUUGGUGAAAGCCCUCGGCCCUUUCAAGGUUAGAGGUGGGGAGUGGGGUAUGAAACCCCAUUCCUCAGAAGACCCCAGAGGAGCUCUGAGAUUCACACUCUGAAUAAACAGUGCUGUUUACACACAGCUGGGACAUUGCUGUGUUUUCUCCUC